Messenger RNA from Hyposmocoma kahamanoa, 1200 nucleotides. Its product is annotated as serine protease inhibitor 77Ba-like. Gene Ontology annotation, molecular function: serine-type endopeptidase inhibitor activity. The record is from RefSeq and is a predicted model, not a curated record. The transcript has a single exon. Lineage: Eukaryota; Metazoa; Arthropoda; Insecta; Lepidoptera; Cosmopterigidae. The coding region runs from base 1 to 1200 and encodes 399 amino acids.
AUGUAUCGUUUAAGCAUCGGAGUGUUAUUUGUAAUUAUAACAACGUGUUUUUGCGAUGUGGAUUUCAGUGACAGAGCGAGAAAUUUCAGCAUUGAGCUGAUCCAUUUUACUCAGCUAGAAACUAAUGGACAUGUUGUCAUUUCACCGUUCGGAAUCUGGACUCUUAUGACUGGUGUUGCACUAGGAGCUACAAGAGAUAGCUACAAACAACUAAUCCGAGCUUUCAUACUACCAAGAAAUAAAAAUGAAUUAAUAGAAGGAUAUAAGAAGCUGACCAAUACAGUGUUGACCUCAAAAACUAAAGGAGUUUCAUUGACUAGUAAGAAUUAUGUGUUUUUGGACAAUGAUUUUAUGGUGUAUCCUCAGUUUAGACAUAUGGUUCAAGAAGAUUUCGGUGCCAUUGUUAAGGUUUUAGAUUUCGACAAUCCAAACGCAGCCGCUAAGAAAGCAAAUAGUUAUAUAAAGAAAAUUGGAAGUGGAGUAGUGGCUAAUGUUCUAAAAUCUGAAGAUUUUGCUGAAUCCAGGAUGUUGAUAACCAACGUCAUAUCUUUCAAAGGAUUAUGGAGCUCACCGUUCAAUAAAUCUGAAACAAGAAGAAAGCCUUUCUACAACGAAGACAUGGAAAAGAUAGGAGAAGUGAAUAUGAUGUACCAAGUGGCUCCAUUCCCAAUUUCAAACUAUCCUGAUAUAAAAGCUUACAUAUUAGAAUUACCUUACGGAAAUGAUAACAAGUAUUCCAUGUUGGUCAUCCUUCCACACAUACAUGUAAAGCUAGCAGAUGUAUAUCAAAACUUCGCCAAAGUAACGUUAAAAGAUUUACAACAAAAACUCCUAGAUGAUAUUGAAAUAUGGGAUUUAACAGACGUAGAAGUUCAAUUACCAAGAUUUAAGAUAAGUACAAACGUAGUUUUGAACAAACCGUUGAAUAAUAUGGGUGUUUUUGACAUUUUUGAGCCUGAUUUAGCUUCUUUUGAAAAGGUGACUAGUGAAGACAUAUUUGUGUCAGCUGUUAUACACAAAGCAGAUAUAGAAGUAACAGAAUCUGGGACGGUAGCAUCAGGAUCUACUACAGCUAGUUUUUCAGAUAGGACUUUGACACCUGAAUUUACUGCUAAUAGACCUUUUUUGUACUUUAUUAUAGAAAGAACUACAACAACUGUAAUCUUUGGUGGAAUUUAUUCUCAGCCUAUUGUUUACUAA